Molecule: messenger RNA, 2433 nt
Organism: Mesorhabditis spiculigera
Lineage: Eukaryota; Metazoa; Nematoda; Chromadorea; Rhabditida; Rhabditidae
Source: the annotation of a GenBank genome assembly
AUGGGCAGUGCUGAAGGGCCUGCGCCAAGCUGCGUCCGGCGUCCCCGGAAAAAGCGUGCCCCUGAUGUCGACGAGGUGACGUUCGAACGUGGUGUUGUGGUCGGUCUCCCCACGUUGGCGAUCAGCCCGGAGCCGGAUUUGGAAUCGGACAGCGACAGCAGUGUGUACAGCGAAUGUUCCGAUGAACUAGAAGCCGUGCUAGCAGACGGGCCUCCGAUCGGCGACAACUUCCUGAUCGCCCAGAUCCUCCUCAAACAUGGCCUGAACUUUGAUGGGCUCCCGCUGCGAACCGACCAGAUCUUCGGCAAUCUGCUGAGGGCCUCCUCAUACAGCCCAUUCCUCAUCGGCGAGAAGAAGCAGUAUGGCGAGCUGGAGCACACCGUGCUGUGGGAUUAUUUUGGCGGAACGUCUUGUCUCGAUCUCAACGUGUCGGCGCUGGAUACGGUGAUGGUGGUGGCUGAGGAAUUCCAAGUCUGUGCCCUCGGCGCGUUGCCGCCAGACGAAACUCUACACUAUCUGCGCUUGCCCGAGAAAUGGGCGUUGGGACGUUGGAUUCCUGCUGAAUCCGUGCGUCGUCUCGAGCCGCAAUUCGGGCUCAUCCCCGAAAAGUAUCUGGUUUCGACAAAGUUUUAUAAAGAUCAUCCUGGCCUCUUCAUCAACCCGAUGUGGUACAUUGGAAUCACCACCCACCAGGUGGCCUUCAACUAUUUGACGUCGGAUCGCGGUGCACUGAGGCCUGGUUCCUUUUGCAUCUUCUCACCUCGUGGAAUAAUGCCGGACCCGCGCGAUUUUCGCCCAUAUGUAAUGCUGGUCGUCGAAGAAAGUGAUUCCACCCGGCUCAAGCUGAUGUACGAGGCGACGUCGAAAUACGUGCAAGAAGAUAUCUUCCUGAGCCAUGGCUUGAGGGACAAGUUGUUUGAAAAGGCUCUACAGCUGCGUCAGCAGGCAUCCACCACGCCCCACGAACAUAUGCGCCAAAUCUACGAAAAGGCGAAAGAUCCGACCGCCGAUGACGGGAUGAUUCCCGAGAACCCUGAUUGGGAUCUGUCGGACGAUCACCCGCCGACCGCGCAGGAAUUCCCGCUGAUGGAGCCGUUCACCGUUCAGGCAUACACAAUCACGCGCUCGGCCAUCGGCAACUAUCAGCUCUUCAACAACACGUACUCGACGCUGUACGACCUCGUCUAUCACUUGUCGAACCACGACAGCCCGCUGCCCUUCCGCUUGAUCUACGGGGCCAUCACCGAGCAUCAAAAUCGUAAUUUUCCGGUCACCGAGCCCCUCGAACAGUCUUCCACCGUCGUCUUUUCCACCAGCAACCCAGUAUGCCUCGCAAAGUCUCGCAAAACGGCCAUCCAAUUGCUCGGCGAACGCGAAGCUGUACUGAAAGAACAAAAUGCCGUCCUCGAAAAGCUGAAGGCCAAACAACCGUCCAGCGAACCCGGAUCCAUCUUUGAUUGCAACGUCUUCAUCAAGGGCAAACACAAGAUGGAUCGGCGACGCUUUCUGUACGACCGAAAUUCAUCCGACUCCGAGCUCGGCGCGGGCGCUUUUGGAUCUGUAUACGCGGGCAAAUUUCUGCUGAACGAGGCCGACAUCGACAAGCCGGACGAUCAGCAGAAAUGGGUCGAAGCCGCCUUCAAGCCGCUUCCUGCCGUGCUUUCCAAGGAGAUGGAACGCCCGCAGUGGGUCAACGAGAUUGAAGUUUUGGCGAAUCUCAACCAUCCGAACGUCGUCCGGCUGCUCGGCUAUGCGAUCACCGACAGCGAAGUCGAGCUGGCAUUCGAAAAAAUGACCGGCAAUGCCGAGAAGCUGGUGCAGAUUCUGAUGGGAAAGGACGGGAAUGGACGUCUGAGCUGCAACGAACAGACCGACUUUUUGCAGCAGAUCGCCCGUGGCAUGUCGUACCUGCACUCGUUGACCCCGGCGAUCGUCCACGGCGACUUGGCGCUGCGCAACGUCCUCUACGCGCCACACCCGACCGACCCGGGGCGUUAUCGCCUAAAAAUCACCGACUUUGGCCUGUCGAAAAUCACCUGCCACGACUACGCGACGAGGUACCAGAAUCCGGAUAAAAUCCCGUUCAAAUACUGCGCCCCCGAAGCUUGGCAGACCAGAGAGCUGAGCGUCAAGUCUGACGUCUGGAUGUUCGGGAUCACGGCCAACGAACUUUACGGCGCAUGCGUACCCUAUGGCUUCUCCCUAAACGAUUUGACGAUAUUGCCAAGACUUCAAGAAGGCUACCGACAUUGCAAGCCGGACGGGAUGCCGUACUUCAUCUACGAAAUCGUGCUCAAGUGUUUCCGGAAGCGCCAAGUGGACCGCCCCACGUUCUGUGAAAUUGUCGAGAUGCUCGAGCCGCACUACCUCGACUGGGAAACGACCCACGUGGAGACGCUGCUGAGACGAGAGCGUCCGAAGGCUACUCGAAAA